AUGAAUGAAGGAUAUAGCUUAAACACUGAUUUUGAUGCUGUUUUAAAUUUAAAAAACAUAAAUCUACAGCAAUUUGAUUUUAACAAAGCUUUAGAUGGUAUCAGAAAACUGAAUGAUAAACACACGAAUGAUCUUAUAACUACUUUAGAUAAGAAGAAUACAUUGCAGUCAACCAUUAAGGACUUGACCGAAUCCACUUCCAAAGUUUUAAGAGAAGAUACAAAUGAAUUUGUAGAAAUACAAAUAAAUCAAAUUUCGUUUAAUAUUAUUAAUAAUGAUGUGACCGACGUUUACAACAAAAUAGAAGAAUCAAAAGAUACACUCUAUGGCCUUAGGACUGAGAAAGCACGGCUCGAAAAUUUACUGGCAACUAAAACUGAUGAAUAUGAAUCUUGUUUAAGGCAGAAGAUGCUCCAAGAUGUUUGGUCGCUAAAACUGUCGUAUUUACAACUUUUACUGGGCAUCACAAUAUCGAAUGAAGACGGUUCGAUGAAAAUAUCAUUCUCAAGGCUAAGUAACUCCAAUCCAUAUCGCAGUUGUUACAUCGUACUUAAACUCACUGAUGAUAAGUUUACUGGAAUAUCUUGUGAACCGAAAUUAAAAAAUUACUCAAAAUACGUUUCUGAUUUAAAUAAUGGCUUGGAUUUCGGUUCAUUUCUGUGCUUAGUCCGUCAAUCGUUUAAAACUACCUUGUAG
Messenger RNA from Theileria orientalis strain Shintoku, 696 nucleotides. RefSeq lists its product as uncharacterized. Gene Ontology annotation, cellular component: Ndc80 complex. Lineage: Eukaryota; Apicomplexa; Aconoidasida; Piroplasmida; Theileriidae. Gene Ontology annotation, biological process: chromosome segregation. Bases 1 to 696 code for a protein of 231 amino acids. The transcript has 6 exons. The record is from RefSeq and is a predicted model, not a curated record.